AGCAUCAGCAAAUGGCAGUGGCUGGCGCACUGUGUGUGGGCGAAAAUGAAAUAAAAUUCACAAUAAUCAUCCUAGAAGUCGUACGGGCCGUUCUCCAAAACAAGCCAUUGCAGCCAUCCUAGACGAGGCGGGGCAGCAGAAACUCCGAUAAUUCCACGAGCUUUCCACAAACCAGAAAGAAGGGUUUCCUUGUCCAAGUAGUCAGCGAUAAGCAGCAGUUGCUGAGAUCCAGAGAAAGCACUCUUCAGGUGGGCAUAGUCUUCUUCCACCUGGUACCCACGUCACGCACGCGCAAGCAUAGCAACAAGAAGCACCUGCUGAGAGUGGUGGCAGUGAUGUCUCAGUAAAGAGCUAGCACCAGUGACAGCCGGAGCCUCACAGCCGUACUUGUCGGCGCGUGUCCCGGACCCCGGCGCUGAGAAAUGUUGAGGGUGCCGCUAUGGACAGUUCUGCUGCUGGCGUUGAGUGGAGCCUGCCGGCCCACCUGCUCACAGCAGCCUGCUGGUGACAUUCAUCGGACUCGCACCCCCUUAGCCCUGCUCUCUGAGACCCCCAGACGACGGAGUCUCGGUGACGUACACCUGAUUCAGGGCCGACGGAGGAUCGCUAGGUCCUUCCACCCGGAAGUUAACGGGUUACUGUCCCGGCAGGAAAGGCCGUGGUGGGCUGGGGUACUUCCCCCUCGCCAGCCGCGGAACAACAAUGAUCCUUCCCCACAAAAAGAAGAUGCGUCAAUUUCAACUGCGGUUCGUCAGCCCCGAGGCACGCGGAAGUAUGAUGUACCCCAAAUCGAAUGCCCGCCAGCUGAAGAUGGAAUUGAACGUUUCGCUUGUCCCACAGCAGACACAAUGGGACGAUACCGCUGUAUAGAUGACCACGUGCUAUGUGAUGGCUUUAUUGACUGUCCUGAAGGCGAAGAUGAAGAUAGAAGAUCCUGCAUGUUUUAUAAAACGACAAAAGCACAUCUAGAUGUUCUGGCGGAUGCGUUAUUACGAUGGGCUAGAGGGCGCUACUAAUCGGUGCACAAGAAACGUUCCCUAUCGGCGUCCAAGGGUGCAAGUAUUGCCAUUGAGACUACUCCAUAGCUUCUACGUUGUUAUACCUUUUUGUGACUGAGUUUACUCUUUAUGUCCGAAAUUAUCUUGUUAUCCUCCGUUGACCCAGCUCCUACAUACUGUCGUCGCUGACGUCAUCAAGAGGGCUUCUACUAACGGACCUGAAAGAGACUUUGCCGCUGCAGACAAACCUUGUUAAGUCUACCUGGUUUCUAAGUUAUAGGCGUUGGCUGGGCUCACGUUACUUCUCAUUUGCCACUAUUUUUUUAUCUUGCAGCUUAAGAAAUUAGUACAAGACAAGAAAAGGCAGUCUUUAACAUACGAGCGAUUGGUGAAAUACAGAUAUUUAAAACAUCUUGAAGUUCGACAAUCGGGACUUUUAAUCGCUUUCAAUGGAAAUAUUUUUGUACUUGUUUUUGACAUUUUUCUUCAAGAACUUCUCCACAUAGUAAUCUAGUCUUUAUAAUUUAAACAGAAUAUUGUUUUGAGACACGUGACAAAAUACUUCUUUAGUUGUAUCUUCUUCUUCUUUAUCGAGGUAGAAGUAAAUCCAAAUAUAGAUAUUGUCAAAUUUUCACGGUUAUUACUUCGAGUUAGCCCUAAAUUGAAGUGAAGAGUAAGUUUUGAAAUAUAAUCAGAAACAAAAGAUAGUUUAAAUUGUCUGACGUACAAACAACUGUAUAUGUUCACGUGUCUAUUAUACUUUUUGGCUCUAAUCUGUAAAGUCGUGGAAACAGUAUGGUAAUUUUAUCUUUAUAGUACCUGAUUUAUGUAUUUAUAGUAAAAUCUGGUCUAUGCUAAAACUAAAGGCAAUCUUUUUGUCACAGAAGAUGUAGGAUUACUUCCAAAUAGCUACUAUCUGUUGUUGGUGUAGUAAUGAAACUUGUUAAGAGUGCUCUGUGCAGACCGCUGAAUUCAACGAGAACCACAUUCCAUUGUAAACUAUCUACACAACACAGAAUUUGAGGAGAAUGAUGCUUAUAAUAAGUUAUGGUUUUACAGCAUAUAAAGGACCAUUUGCCAAAGUUAAAACAAACACAUUCCAUUAUUGGUUCACUUAGAACCCACUCAUACUUCCUAAUUUAGCAGAAUAAUGCAUGUAAAGAACUUGCUUUGAAUAGUACCUCAAAUCGUUCCGUGUCUCCAAUAGUCAAACUCUGAGGUCAGGAGUCACAUUUUUAUAAAACUUCUGUAGUCGCUCUGAAAGACUUUUUAUUAAUUUAUAAUUUUAACAAGCAUGUUUAGAACAAGAAGUGAUUCAUUGUCUACAAAAACAUUGUUGACAGUCGUGUUAAAAGUAUGAGUUGGUUCUAAUCGGUGAGUGAAUAAAUUAUGCUAAUCAGUGAGUAAAUAAAUUAUGCUAAUCGGUGAGGGAAUAAAUUAUGCGAGUAUUAUUUAUGAGCCGAACAAAAAAUAUGCGUUUGUGACCAGGAACCUUAAGAUAAUAAUGCAGCUUCUAAAUACCUAAAAGUCAUAUUGCUGCAAGUAACUACCGGACGGAUAAAAAAAAAAAAAAAAAGGUAGAAAUGAAUUUCAAAGCUUAACCACAGAACGAAAAAAACAAAAACGAAAAGGCUAAUUAAAACUUUCUUUUCGUGUAUCAUUAUAUGGUUGAAAAUCUCAUUGUGUUAACGAUACUUUUUAUCAUUUUUGUCAAAUAAUUUCUACUCUUGUUAUGAUGAAUGAAUAUUGCUUGUGUCCCUUUGAUUGGGUGUUAAUAGUUUCUGCUAUGGAUAAGGAUAGCGACUUGCAUGAGCUGGCGUUCACCUAGAAAUGACCCAUGUGUUCAUCUUCCCACAGAAUGAAUAAUAACUACAAUUAUUAUGAUUAUGUGAGACAAAACUAUUUUAUUCAAAUGUGUAUGUCAAAAUGUGCUGUGACAAAUGAGAACCAGCCUUCACGCCGUGCAGCUGAUAUCUUGACGUGUUCCGUGUUCGAUGUUAAAAUAUUUAAGAGUUUUAAAAAUGUAAACAAUAAUUGCCAGUUGAUGUUAGCCCCCGCUAGAUAAAUAUAUAUAUACAGUGGGUAGGAUCCGAUAUUAAACUAGAUGUCAAGUUGUACGUUCCCUUAGGAACUGAAUUCAAUUCCAUUGCAUGGAUGGCAUCCUUAAGUCAGGACGUUUUUACAAUCCGUUUUUAUUUGUCUUCUCACUCUUCUUUAGUGAGUUCUACUUUUUGUUGAAAUUUCAGUAGUUUCUAUAUUUGGUAACAAUAUUUAUUAAUUCCCGAUAUUUAUGAACAGCGUUCGGAUAAUUUUAACUACCCCCCCCCCUCCACUAGUUACUUUUGAUCUCAAUUUCAACGAACUCGUUUCCAGCAACUUACAUCAUUCGGUUUCGGUAAAAGUAUUGUGUUUUAUUUUACUUUCCUGAACUGACUCCCGAAGACCUGAAAGUACGUACAAUCAGGUUUGAGAUUUAUUCAUAAACGCAGUGUGACUUUGCCGCUAGCUAUCCUAUUAGUGAAUGUAUUACACGUGUUUCACAUUGCAGUCAGUGGGCUUGUUGCUUGAAGGUAAAUACUUGAACCUGUGGUCAAACAGUACAAAAUUAAAUUACAUUAGCGACACGAGACUAAAAAAAAUAAGUUUUUUAUUAUUAUCUCCACAGAGUGCGAAAGACAGUAUAUUUAACAUGACGAAAGACAUUCUUCCCUUGUAGCCAUGAUUAUUUAUAAUCAAAAUGCUAUGUAUUUCGUCUAUUCUUGAUAAGCUUUGGUAUCACCAGGAAUUCUCCUACUUCUGUCUUCUGUUUGUAAAGGACAUGGUUUCCUCUUCGAAACUUCUUCUGUCCACCUACAAAAAUAAUUCAUGAUAUUACAAACUUUGGGAAAACUUUUAACAAAAUGUUUUAUGGUCGUUUUUAUCAUGCAGUUAAACUAUUUGUCUGAAUAACUUCUUAAAGGUAAUUAGGAUUCCAUGUUUUAGAAAAACAAAAGUUAAUUUUUAUGCCAAUUUCAUCAGUAAUUCUUGGAAAUAUGUACAUGUAAAAAAAGGCUUAAAUAACCAAAAUUUUUAAGGUCUAAAUAGAAACUGCAAACAUCAGUCUGCUAGUUUUGUUUUACACUGAAGUUACCAUAUUUACCGAUACGAGUAUGUGGAAGUAAACCCAAAUAAAAUAUUCAGGAGCUUUCUCUCUCUCUCUCUCUUUAUUUUUUCUUUCUUUACAAUUCAGAGCUUCGUGGUUUCAUGUUUAUUUAUAUGGGGGAUUUGUGGCGUGGCAUUAUUGAAAGUUGACUGAAUGAGACGCGUGGUUAAGUAGCAUCAGUUCUGUGUUGUAAAUAAUGUUAUACGGAACGUUUUAUUUGGAAGAUCCAUUGACGAACCUACCAAACCAUUCUGAACAAUAAUGUCAGAAAGGCGCCUCUCUGUAUUUUGAUAAUGAUAUUUGUUAAAUAAUCCUUUAGCAUGUUCUCUUUCUCCGUGGUCACAAGAAGUUAGAUGAAAAUAUAACUAGUUUUAAGCAACUACUGUAUUGCAUAAAUGCCAACUUGGGAGAAACAUCUCGGUCAGACAAGUAGUUGCUUCAGCAAUGUUGUGAGAUUAAAAAUGGUAAAUCAUGAAACAUUAUAGAUUUGGUUGUUUAAAGUAUUAUUAGCAGAAACUGAACAGAACGUUUUGAUGUUUAAAAAGAAAGUACAAACAACUGUAGUAUUGAACAUUGGUUUGCAAGAAAAGUAUAUUUGGGGCUCCAAAGGUUGAACGUGACUUUAGAAUGCAAUUUUGAAAUGUACCAACUCUAGACUAAAAAGGAGUUGUGAAGUUGAAUGUUUUCGGUAAAGGUUAAGACAAGUUUUUCGUUGGUAUCCUCUAAUAUUCAAAGGCAUUUCUCGUUGGCUUGGGAAGAUCUCUUGUUCUUUUAGUUUUUAUGUUUUGGGAAAAAAAAUCUUAAACUUAUUAACCAAAUAUUUAGUUUUGGGGGCUCUAAUCAAGCUUACUUCUACUUCUUCACUCUUCAGAUGUAUCUCACGAACGUUUUUGGCCAGUAGCUAAAGCCCUUGAGACCCAUAAACUGGUGACAGGUUUAUUCUCCCAACUUUCUAAACACGCAUGUUAAAGAAAAAUGCCGAUUUCAAGGCAUUAUUUGAACGAACAUUCCCUUCUUCGACUACCUGCUAACUGCAACUGUGUAUCCCGUCUUUGUAAAUGAUUUACUUGAUAAAUUUUCGAGCCUACCAUACAAGAUUGCAUUUAAUAUUUUAUUAAUAUUAACCUACUUGAGACAUUCUUGGUCACUUGUUAUUUAUUGUAAACUUUUGUAAAGGUUUAAAUCUUAUUAUUUCAUUGUUUUACAAAGAAUGCGUGUGAAAUUAUUCUGUGUAAAAACCUCGCUAUGACGUGUAAUUGUAUAUUUUGCUGAUGCGACAAAAACUUAAGAAACUGUACAUUGAAUCGGAGAUAAGUUAUAUAUGUAUAUAAUUUGAAUUUGAUUUUCUUAUACUACCAGACUGUAGGAAUGCCAUCCUUUUGUCUUACUCUCUGUCGGGUGCCG
Molecule: messenger RNA, 5544 nt
Organism: Limulus polyphemus (Atlantic horseshoe crab)
Lineage: Eukaryota; Metazoa; Arthropoda; Merostomata; Xiphosura; Limulidae
Exons: 3
Coding region: 423-1016 (197 amino acids)
Biological process (GO): positive regulation of MAPK cascade
Cellular component (GO): terminal bouton
Molecular function (GO): transmembrane receptor protein tyrosine kinase activator activity; protein binding
Source: RefSeq, a predicted model, not a curated record